Messenger RNA from Ustilaginoidea virens, 2751 nucleotides. RefSeq lists its product as uncharacterized. The transcript is spliced from 4 exons. The coding region runs from base 1 to 2751 and encodes 916 amino acids. Gene Ontology annotation, molecular function: ATP-dependent chromatin remodeler activity; DNA binding; ATP binding. The record is from RefSeq and is a predicted model, not a curated record. Gene Ontology annotation, cellular component: nucleus. NCBI's taxonomy places the organism in Eukaryota, Fungi, Ascomycota, Sordariomycetes, Hypocreales, Clavicipitaceae.
AUGGACGACACUUCGUCGCCGUCCUCGGGCGUGGAGUCGGUCCUCUCAGAAGCCAACGACAUGACGAGCGCUCCCAGCUCUCCCCCUCCCGCUGCAUCACCACCGCCCGAUCACGACGCCCAGUUCACAGAGGACAGCCUCCUCAAGGAGGAGAGGGAGGCGCGCGCCGAAAAUAGGAGGGCGGAGCAGGACAAGCGAGCUGCCGCUGCGGCCGGUCAGCGCGGCCGGGCAAGCAACAACAACAACAAGAAGAAGAAGAAGAAGAAAAAGGCCGAGACCAGGGCCGAACACGAGGCCAAGGCGCGGGAGCUGGACGCGCUGCUCAUGAAGAGCGCCGCCUUCAGCGACAUCCUCACCAAGAAGACGCAGGUGCUCGGGCGCGUGGGCAGCAGCCUCGACGGCAAGACCCUCGGCGAGCACCACCUGAACAUGGCCAAGCAGCCCAAGUGCAUGGUGGGAGGAACCAUGCGGGACUACCAGCUCGAGGGGCUCACCUGGAUGUUUGAGAUUUGCUCGCAGGGCAUGAGCGGCAUUCUCGCCGAUGAAAUGGGACUGGGCAAAACUGUCCAAACCAUUGCGUUGAUUGCGCUGCUUCGAGAGCAGGAAAACUACCUGGGGCCGCAUCUCAUCGUGGCACCGUUGAGCACGCUGUCCAACUGGAUGGACGAGUUCCACAAGUGGACGCCGUCUAUCCCCGCCGUCAUGUACCACGGCGAUCGGGCGCAGCGCCAGGACAUCUUCCAGACCAAGCUGAUGGCCAAUCUCCAGGCCGGACGGCCCAGCCCGCGCUUCCCCGUCGUGUGCACCUCGUACGAAAUGGUUCUGCGAGACCAGCACAACCUCUCGAGGAUCCAGUGGGAGUUCAUCAUCAUCGACGAGGGACACCGCAUGAAGAAUGCCGACGCCAAGCUCUUCCAGCAGCUCAGGCAGUUCUCCUCCGCCACGAGGCUGCUCAUCACGGGAACGCCGCUGCAGAACAACCUGAAGGAGCUGUGGUCGCUGCUGCACUUCCUGCUGCCCAACAUCUUUACCGACUGGGAGGCCUUUGAGUCGUGGUUCGACUUUUCAGACUUGGGCGACGAAAAGCGGACCGAGGAGUUCAUCGCAGACCAGGUGAAGCAAGACCUGGUCAGGAAGAUGCACCUCAUCCUGCAGCCGCUGCUGCUGCGGCGCGUCAAGCAGGACGUGGCCGCCUACCUGCCCCAGAAGCGCGAAUACGUCCUGUUCGCCCCCAUGACCAAGGAGCAGACCGACCUGUACAACGCCUUUACCGACAAGGAGGUCGACACCAGGGCCUUUUUGGAGCAAAGCAUCUUUGACAAGAUCAACGGCGCGCCAACCCGCGUCGACGACGACGACGGCGACGACAAGCCUCCGCGGGCGAGCAGCACGUCCGAGAGAGCCCGCCGCCGGUCCGCCAGCAAGGAGAACACAACGUCGCUCCCGGUGCGGCCGAGUCGACGGGGCAAGGAAGCCGCCGAGAGCAGGGCAGCUGCUGGCUGCGCGGGCCCCGCGCCCAACGCGUUCGCCUUGAUGAUGGGCAGGCGCUCCUUGAGCCACGCACAGGCAGCCAGGGACGACGCCCCAGCAGCCGCGCGCAAGUCGAAACGAAAGAGCCCCCCGGCGGCAGUGGCCCCCGAGCCCAAGAGCGCCAGGUCGAGCCGCACGUCGACCCCGUCCAGCACGCGCGGCAGGACGACCCGCAGGGGCAGGACGUACGCGGAAGCCGACUCGGACGAGGAGGCGCUCUCCGACGACGCCUUUGAGGCAAAGCUCGCCCGUGAACUUGGCAGCAACGACGACGACGACGGCGACGACGGCGACGAGGGCGACGAGGCUGACGUGCUGCAAACUCCGGCAGAGGUCGAAAGAGCAGAGACCCUCGAGCUAGCCAAGAAGCAGCUCGCGCACAAGAAACUCGGCAACCCCCUCGCCCAGCUCCGGCUCGUCUGCAACAGCCCCCACAACUUCUACAACCCGUGGGCCGCGUCCGCCGACGUCCCCGUCGACGAGUCCAUCGUCACCUCGUCCGGCAAGAUGCUCCUCCUCGACCGCCUCCUCCCGCGGCUCUUCCGCCGCGGCCACAAGGUCCUCCUCUUCUCCCAGUUCAAGACGCAGCUCGACAUCCUCGAGGACUACAGCCGCGACCUCCGCGGCUGGCGCGUGUGCCGCAUCGACGGCUCCGUCCCCCAGGACCGCCGCCGCCAGCAGAUCCACGCCUUCAACACCGACCCCGCCCACAACCUGUUCCUGCUGUCCACCCGCGCCGGCGGCCAGGGCAUCAACCUCGCGUCCGCCGACACCGUCAUCCUCUUCGACAGCGACUUCAACCCGCAGCAGGACCUGCAGGCCCAGGACCGCUGCCACCGCAUCGGCCAGACGCGCCCGGUCGUCGUGUACCGCCUCGCCACGCGCGGCACCGUCGAGGAGUCCCUCCUGCUGUGCGCCGACGCCAAGCGCCGCCUGGAGAAGCUCGUCAUCCGCAAGGGCGGCUUCCGCGCCAUCAUGGGCCAGAAGCUGGCGGCGCGGGAGCGCGUCGACGAGGACGCCCUGCGGGCCCUGCUGCUCAGGGAUGGCCAGGUGUACGAGACGUCGGGCGGCGCCCACGUCCUCUCCGACCAGGACUUGGACGAGCUGUGCGAUCGGAGCGACGACGCCUACCGGAGGGCCGCGAGCGGUCUCGGCGACGCCGACAGCUAUCGGGUUGUUGAGACGGGCGCCGACUCUAUCCGGAUGACGCGGGUCGACUGA